Rhododendron vialii is the source of this 2421-nucleotide messenger RNA. RefSeq names its product probable WRKY transcription factor 20. The transcript has 6 exons. NCBI's taxonomy places the organism in Eukaryota, Viridiplantae, Streptophyta, Magnoliopsida, Ericales, Ericaceae. The coding region runs from base 230 to 1969 and encodes 579 amino acids. Gene Ontology annotation, molecular function: DNA-binding transcription factor activity; sequence-specific DNA binding. Gene Ontology annotation, biological process: regulation of DNA-templated transcription. The record is from RefSeq and is a predicted model, not a curated record.
GUGAUUUUCGUUCCGGCUCUUAAUUUUCGCUAUGCGCUGUUUCUCUUCCAAAUUUUCGUGAUUACUUCCACUCUUUCACUCAUGCUUACGCAUUCGAAUUAUGUGACUAUGUGGACCGGAGAUGUAAGCUAAUAAAUUUCCCAAACUACCCUCUCCAUUUCUCUUCGUAAAUCGAAGCUACUGCUCCGUACUUGUUCUCCUCUCUCUCCUCUCUCUCUCUCUGAACUCAAUGGACGACUCCCAGUCUCAGUCCGACGUUGUAGACUCGAAUUCCGAGGCCGGAGGAUGGUCCGGCGCCGGAUCGAGCUCGGCGAGGUACAAGCUCAUGUCGCCGGCGAAGCUCCCGAUCUCCAGAUCCCCGUGCAUCACCAUUCCUCCAGGUCUCAGCCCGUCGUCGUUUCUCGAGUCCCCUGUUUUCCUCUCCAAUAUGAAGGCAGAGCCUUCUCCAACUACAGGUUCAUAUUUUAGGCGUCAAUUGAUGCAUUUCUCUGGCAGUUCCCCUGGUUUCUCAUUUGCUGCUAAUUCCUCCACUAGUACUACUGUCGAUGAAAGUAAAACCGUUGGUUUUGAGUUCAAACCCCAUGCUGGAUCUGUUUCGAGAUUACCAGCAGUGACACCCAUGACUACAGGCAUGAACACCCAGACAAGUGAGGCAUUUGCACAAUUUCAAGCUCAAUGCCAGUCUCAACCAUUUGCAUCACUGACUUGUGUGAAAAGUGAGAUGGCAUCAUCCUCAAAAGAAGUGAAACUACCUACACCUGUUCAUAUGUAUGCUUCAACAUCGACGGCACCUGCUGGAGUUGAUUAUGAUGAGUUUAAGGAGGGAUUGCCCCUAAAUUCAGGGGAACAAGCAUCGCAAUCUAAUCAUAAAGACACUGGGGCUCCAGUCACUGCUGAUAGGUCAUCUGAUGAUGGAUAUAACUGGCGAAAAUAUGGGCAGAAACUUGUCAAAGGAUGUGAAUUUCCACGGAGCUAUUACAAAUGUACACAUCCUAACUGUGAGGUGAAGAAGAUUUUCGAACGCUCUUUCGAUGGCCAAAUCAAGGAGAUUGUGUAUAAGGGUACACAUGAUCAUCCUAAACCUCAACCUGCCCGUCGAUUUUCUGCGGGUGCUAUUAUGUCCAACCAAGAGAAAACUGAUAAGGUUUCAUCUUUAACAGCUCAAGAAGACAAAUCUGCUUUAAGUGCUCAGAUGUAUUCUCACAUUGAGCCAAAUGGGACCCCUGAGCUAUCUCCUCGUGGAACAAAUGAUGAUAGUGUCGAAGGUGCAGCUCCCCAGUUGAAUGGAACAAACGAUGAGGUUGAUGAUGAUGACCCAUUUUCAAAGCGAAGGAAGUUUGACAGUGUCGGCUCUGAUAUCACAUCAGUAGUUAAACCAAUUCGUGAACCACGUGUAGUUGUUCAAACUACGAGUGAGGUUGAUAUUCUUGAUGAUGGCUAUCGAUGGCGUAAAUAUGGGCAGAAAGUGGUGAGAGGCAAUCCUAAUCCAAGGAGUUAUUACAAGUGCACAAAUGCUGGAUGCCCGGUUAGGAAACAUGUUGAAAGGGCCUCUCAUGAUCCCAAGGCUGUUAUAACUACGUACGAGGGGAAACACAAUCACGAUGUACCCACGGCGAGGACUGGUAGCCAUGACAUGGCGGGGCCUGCAACUAUGAACGGAAUGCCAAGGGUUAGAUCAGACGAGAGCCAUUCAAUCAGCCUCGAUCUUGGGGUUGGGAUUAGCUCUGGUGCUGAAAACGGAUACAACGAGCAGCAAAUAAAACCUCUGCAAAACCAGUACAGUAGUGUUGGCUCCAAUUGUAAGGUUACUCAAGGAACCCCUAUGUUAGCGUAUUAUGGUGUUGGAAAUGGCGUUGCGCAUGUAUCAACAGAAAAUCGUAUUGAUGGUCGUAGCUUUCAGACUCUACCAUCGAAUCAUCCUUCUAACCCAUACCCACAAAACUUGGAAAGGAUAGUUUUGGGCCCAUAGCAUUGUUUUCUGAUUGGGAGGAAAGAAUAAUGGAAACAUUGUGGGUUUUCUCGCUUGGUGCCCCUGAGGGAUGGAAGGCUGAAGGGUUUAAUACUGAGGACAAGGUUAUGAGAAAAUCCUCUAUGAAAACCUUUAGCGCUGAUCUUGCUGUAUCUUUUGCCUGCUGCUUUUCAGUGAAGCUUUGCAGUUCUCUUUAAGUCUGUUUCUUAUACUCUACAUUAAUCUCUCUUACCCCACAUGUUCUGUACAAAUAUGAAAUUAAAAUUACAGUUCUGACCGACACAUGUUGUAACUUCAAUUUGUGCUAGAAAUGAAAGGUACUUGCAGAAAAAUACUUGCCUAUGUCCUGUUGGAUCUUUUAGAUCGCUUUCAAAAGCCUUGUAAUAUUAUGGAUUGAAUAGAGAGCUUCGUAUCUCAUUCUCAUAUAGCUAGCUAGACCAAAUAUUGAGCAA